UUAUUAUUAAUUAUUCUACAGUAGUUACAACUUUCGACCCGAGUUCCCGCUCUUCAGAAUCAUAAACCCCCGGUCGCAACAAGCAUUAACUGACAAGCACCAGUACAGUACAGUAGUUCUUAAGUUGGAGCUGGGAUCAUGGAUACAACAAUCAUCCAUUCCUGUCAUGGCCCUCUAGCCCAGACUAACCUCUAGUUCCGCUGCUAGAACUGCUGUGGACUCUGACACAACAACUAGCCUGAAGGAGACAUCGGGUGGGCGUCAUAUCGCGCCUCAGUGGAAACAAUGAUUUUUUCGGGAGUCAUUCUUGUCGGCAAAUUCUGGGCUGAGGAUUCAAAGCAUCCUAUCGAAGUAGAUGCGGGAAAGUGUUAUGUAUGGGAUGCAUCUUGCUAUGGAAGUGGAUGUGGAAGUGGAUGUGGAAGUGGUGGUGGUGGUGGCAAUGACUCGGCGCAAGAACCUUCACAACACUUCUUAGUUAGUUACGUCUUCUUUUGAUAUGGAUAACUACUGCGUACAGGACAGUGUGACUGGUUAACUGGUUUUGGUGGUGGUUAAUAAGUUGGUGAUGACCGUGAUUGAUGUGCCUAGCGGUGAUUCUAUACGAAGACGGUCGGUCAGUAAUCAGUGAUCAGUGGUCAUGCUGGGGGAGGGUUUGCCUUUUUUGUUUUUUCUGUUUCUUCUUCUUCUUGAUAACUUAAUUAUUUUAUAUGAGAUAAAUAACUUAAUAGUUAUCAGCGUAUACCCCAUGAAUAGCCAGUAUUAUUAUUACGGCUGUAUCCCAUCAUUCCCAUCAUCCUCCCUCUCCCACGUCAUCGCCCUCCCAGCGGCCCCCGGAACCAGUUUGAAUUUCUUCGCCGGCGCCACGAAUAAAUAACUUAAAUAAUACACUAACAAAGUUAGCGGCCUUGCGGGAUCCUGAUUCCUGGUCCUGAGCUUAAUUAGUUAUUUUAAUUAUCGGCUCGGCGGUUGUUGUUCUUGAAACCCAGAGUUAGAUUAUUUAUAAUAAUAAGAAUAAGAAUCCCCUUCAAUCCCGCGAACUACUUUACUCUUGAAGAACACGAUCACCCGCCCGGUUGAGAAUCGCCAAAUUAAUUCUUUUUAUUUAAAAUCACUCCCCCCCCCCCCCUCCUCUAUCAAACCUCCACUCGACGCUCGUAAAGCUGAUCGACUGGAAAAGUAAUUCUUAUUAUUAGAUCUCAGGUAUCGCAGAUCUAUCGGAUAAUAAAUAGCUACAGCUCAAAACACUGGAGAAUAUCAACGUCAGGAUCAACUCCGCCAUGCAGAACAUCAUUGUCGGCCUACGAGGCGCUCAGGUCGUCCUGGCCAUCAUCAUCCUUGGCCUGACUGGAUGGGUCGUCAACCGCACCGGCGGCAACUCCGACGAAACGAACUUCCUCCUCUUCGACUCCAUCUGGACCUUCAUCAUCGCCGUCCCGUAUCUCGUCCUCGCGCCACUCUACCUCCAGAAGUUCGCGCACAAGUACGCCCUCAUCGCCGUCGAGGCCGUCACCCUGCUCUUCUGGUUCGCAGGCUUCAUCGCCGUAGCCGCCGUGCUGCCGCCCACCUCGGUGUGCAGGCAUUCAUCCGUCUGCAAGGGCUUGCAGGCUGCCACGGUGUUUGGCGCGUUUGAGUGGCUCCUCUUCGUCGCCACGACCGUCCUCGUCGUCGUCCUCCCCAUCCUGCGUGGUGGUGGCGAUAGCACCCCAAAGCCCGAAGCCGCGGUCGACAUGCAGGCGCAUCCAGGCGUAUAAAAAGAUAAAAUAAUAAAAUAAUACUGAAAAAAAAAAAAAAAAAAAGAAAAAAGAAAGAAAAAACCCCAAACUUGGGAAAGACCAACAAAUUUUUUUGUCCUCGGGCGAACCGAACCCGGGAUCACCUCGAACCCCCGCCCCACCUCUUCCAAGUUUUUCGCCCAUUUUUGCCAUUUUGCUCCCCACUCACAAGUCACACUUCACGCGAAAUUGUUCCCUUUCCCAACAGAAGGGAACUCCAUGACGGAAACCCGGACGGGCCGUGUUCGGCUUUUCAAAAAUAUAUAUAUAUAUAUAUUUGAUAUUAGCUAUUUAUGGGUGCGGUGCAGUGGACGUAUGGUUUAUUCAUCAUUUUCAAAUCGAUAAUGAUACUAUGACGAUGGAUAUGGGUAUGGGUGGGAUAUGAAUAUGGAAGAUGAAAUAUGGCUGGAAAUUUGUUUUUUUUUUUUUCUUUUCUCUGUUUCUUUCCCCCCGAUACCCAUGUUAUUCAUGUUUUAAACGAUGCCUGCGAAUCCUUUCUAUCCCAUUCCACUGAGCCCUUUUUCACCCUGGUUUUAACUCUUAUUUCUUUACUUAUUUAUUUUCCCACCGCUCACCUACCUACCUACCUACCUAUUAUUAUCAUCAAUGUUGUGGAUGGAAAUAUACCCCAGCCAGCUCACGAGUUUUACCAUGUCUUCUACUCCGCUCCUUUUUUAUCUACAUAACCACGUAAAUAUAUAAUGAACCCCCAAAUGCUGAACUUUUCCCAGUUUAUGUUCACAGCCCUUUCCUAUUCGAAAUUUUUUUUUUUUUUUUUUGUUUUUCCCCGUUACUGAAUUUUGCGUAAUUGGGCUAUUAUUAGGUAGUUAACGUUAUAUAUCUGUAUACACAUGCAAGCUGCUUAUAUGAGAAACCAGUGUGGAAUAAUGAAGGGAAGGAAUUUUAUGCCUCUGUACAUACUAUUAGUACUCCAUAUAUGUAUUUCUUCUGAGUUAGUUCUCACCUUGCUUGCUUGCUUGCAACCUGCCCUGUGUGCAGUUUUUCAACAUCAGAUAUAACUAUCCCAUGCAGUCUGUAAGAAAAGAAGUGAUAUCAAACUAAUGCAUGAUUUUUUAUUUUUUAUUUUUUAUUCUUUCACUGCAAUUGAGAACUCCUUUUCAUCUUCUCUUUUAAGUCCUUCAGUUAUCUAUCAUCUUUCAUCAUGCAAAGCAGUGUCUUUUUCUUUCUUGCAUACACCACAUGCAUGUAAAGUGUCAUGACCUCAAAUGCAAAACACCCUCAAGUGCUCCUUCAAUGAUCCCUGCACGGAUAGGAAAACAUGUAAUGUACAAGGCUCUGCAGUGAUGAAUAUUCCCUGCUCCCUGAGUGCUCAGGCCUGUAGGAGGCAGAUGCAUUAUGAAGGGAAGCAUAUUCUAAUGUAAUAUAUUAUUAUGUUUAUUAAUUCCAUGUCAAAUGAUCUUUUUGAAUCAAAGCCCAA
Molecule: messenger RNA, 3210 nt
Organism: Blastomyces gilchristii SLH14081
Lineage: Eukaryota; Fungi; Ascomycota; Eurotiomycetes; Onygenales; Ajellomycetaceae
Exons: 3
Coding region: 1278-1751 (157 amino acids)
Cellular component (GO): membrane
Source: RefSeq, a predicted model, not a curated record